GCCCGAUUUGUGAAUGAACUAGUACCUGUCAGUGUGGUGCUGUCUUUUGUUGUAGGAGUCAGCCGCGGGCGGGCGAGCGACAUUGCAAUAUGAAGUAUAUCAUAGGUAUCGGAGGUGUGACCAACGGUGGCAAAACCACUCUGACGAAGAAAAUUAGUCGAGUGUUACCAAAUUGCUGUGUCGUACAUCAAGACGACUUUUAUAAGACACCAGAUCAAAUAGAAGUUGGGGAAGAUGGAUUUAAGCAAUGGGAUGUGAUCACAGCCCUCGACAUGGAGGCAAUGAUGAGUACUGUCAACGCCUGGAUUGACAACCCAGUAAAGUUUGCCCGAUCGCACGGAGUGAACGUCACUCCAGCCUCCGAUGAGCACAGCGAUCCAGAGAAAGGAGUGCAGAUAUUGAUAGUGGAAGGGUUCCUGUUGUAUAACUACAGGCCUUUGGUUUCACUGUUUAGUCGACGUUACUACUUGUCCCUUCCGUAUGAAGAAUGCAAGAGGAGGAGGAGUACAAGGAAUUAUACAGUUCCCGAUCCUCCUGGCUUGUUUGAUGGCCAUGUGUGGCCGAUGUAUCUAAAGCACAGGAAAGAGAUGGAGGCCAACAAUAUUGAUGUUGUGUAUCUGAAUGGUUUGAAGUCGAGGGAUGAAAUCUAUCUACAAGUGUAUGAAGAGAUUCAAAAUCGGAUCCUGAAUUCAUAGGUGUUGGUGUACUGAAGACUUGAAGAUCAAGUUGAAGUUGUAAAUAGUUGUCUGAAACUUUAUCCUCUUAGAUUAGUUGAUUGUAUAUAGAUUGGAAAUGGUUUAAGUUAUUUCAAUCUGCCUAUGAAGGCAGUUUUCGAAGCUUUAUAAUUUUUUAUGUGGGAUUUUCGGUUACUUUUUACUCAAUGUUAAUCCUGUAUAAUGAAUAUUGUAAACUAUAUUAUUGACGGAGUCAACAGGAAUUCUGCAGAUGCUGGAAAUUCAAGCAACACACAUAAAAGUUGCUGGUGAACGCAGCAGG
Mobula hypostoma (lesser devil ray) is the source of this 996-nucleotide messenger RNA. RefSeq names its product nicotinamide riboside kinase 2-like. The record is from RefSeq and is a predicted model, not a curated record. Lineage: Eukaryota; Metazoa; Chordata; Chondrichthyes; Myliobatiformes; Myliobatidae. Gene Ontology annotation, molecular function: ribosylnicotinamide kinase activity. The coding region runs from base 90 to 695 and encodes 201 amino acids. Gene Ontology annotation, cellular component: cytoplasm. The transcript is spliced from 8 exons.